Fibroporia radiculosa is the source of this 1338-nucleotide messenger RNA. RefSeq lists its product as uncharacterized. Gene Ontology annotation, molecular function: GTP binding; structural constituent of cytoskeleton; GTPase activity. The transcript is spliced from 10 exons. Lineage: Eukaryota; Fungi; Basidiomycota; Agaricomycetes; Polyporales; Fibroporiaceae. The record is from RefSeq and is a predicted model, not a curated record. Gene Ontology annotation, biological process: mitotic cell cycle; microtubule cytoskeleton organization. The coding region runs from base 1 to 1338 and encodes 445 amino acids. Gene Ontology annotation, cellular component: cytoplasm; microtubule.
AUGCGUGAAAUCGUUCACCUGCAAACUGGCCAGUGCGGUAACCAGAUCGGUGCCAAAUUCUGGGAGGUCGUCUCGGACGAGCAUGGUAUUGAGGCGGAUGGCACGUACAAGGGCACUAAUGACGAGCAACUCGAGCGGAUCAACGUCUACUACAAUGAAGUUGGCGGUAACAAAUACGUCCCUCGUGCCGUGCUUGUUGACCUCGAGCCUGGAACCAUGGACUCCGUCCGAUCUGGCCCUCUCGGAAGCUUGUUCCGUCCGGAUAACUUCGUAUUCGGUCAAAACGGUGCCGGAAACAACUGGGCAAAAGGACAUUACACGGAAGGAGCCGAGUUGGUCGACUCUGUGCUCGACGUCGUUCGCAAGGAGGCCGAGGGUACUGAUGCUCUGCAAGGCUUCCAGAUCACACACUCGUUAGGUGGUGGAACUGGCGCUGGUAUGGGUACCCUGUUAAUCUCUAAGAUUCGGGAAGAGUACCCCGACCGUAUGAUGGCGACGUACUCGGUUGUACCCAGUCCAAAAGUUUCAGACACUGUCGUCGAGCCUUACAACGCCACACUUUCAGUACACCAGCUUGUUGAGAAUUCUGAUGAAACCUUCUGCAUUGACAAUGAAGCGCUCUACGAUAUUUGCUUCAGGACAUUGAAGCUGACAACGCCAACAUAUGGCGACCUCAACCACCUUGUGUCGAUUGUCAUGUCAGGCAUUACGACCUGCUUGCGGUUCCCUGGUCAGCUGAACUCUGAUCUCCGCAAGUUGGCUGUCAACAUGGUUCCCUUCCCCCGUCUUCACUUUUUCAUGACUGGCUUCGCUCCUCUGACAUCGCGGGGCAGUCAGCAGUAUCGUGCAGUCACUGUUCCUGAGCUGACUCAGCAGAUGUUUGAUGCGAAGAACAUGAUGGCUGCGUCAGAUCCUCGACACGGCCGAUACCUCACUGUUGCUGCCGUUUUCCGUGGCAAAGUAUCCAUGAAGGAGGUUGAGGAGCAGAUGCAGAAUGUCCAAAACAAGAAUUCGGCCUACUUUGUCGAGUGGAUCCCCAACAACGUCCUCACAGCGAACUGUGACAUUCCCCCACGCGGGCUGAAGAUGGCUGUCACCUUCUUGGGCAACUCGACUGCUAUCCAAGAAUUAUUCAAGCGUGUCAGCGAUCAGUUCACCGCCAUGUUCAAGCGAAAGGCGUUCUUGCAUUGGUACACACAAGAGGGUAUGGAUGAGAUGGAGUUCACGGAGGCUGAAUCUAACAUGCAAGAUCUUGUUGCCGAGUACCAACAAUACCAGGAUGCUACGGCUGAGGAGGAGGGCGAAUACGAAGAGGAAGUUCCGGUUGAUGAGGAAUGA